This is a messenger RNA of Colletotrichum spaethianum, 219 nucleotides long. RefSeq lists its product as uncharacterized. The record is from RefSeq and is a predicted model, not a curated record. NCBI's taxonomy places the organism in Eukaryota, Fungi, Ascomycota, Sordariomycetes, Glomerellales, Glomerellaceae. The coding region runs from base 1 to 219 and encodes 72 amino acids. The transcript has a single exon.
AUGGUCAAGACAGUCGUAGUUCUUGGUGCGGCAUUCGGCGGUCUGGGCGUUGCCCAUCGCCUGCUCAAGUACACGCGCCAGACGGAGGAGGACAUCAGAGUCAUCUUGGUUUCGAAAGUAAGGCGCCCCUCUACUUUGAUUGAUAUAACACAACACUGGGAACCCGGACGACCCUUCCAGGAGCCAGAGGCCGUGCUGGCCUUUGGAGGCCUGUCGUGA